Messenger RNA from Eucalyptus grandis, 3396 nucleotides. RefSeq names its product GDSL esterase/lipase At5g08460. The coding region runs from base 2146 to 3255 and encodes 369 amino acids. NCBI's taxonomy places the organism in Eukaryota, Viridiplantae, Streptophyta, Magnoliopsida, Myrtales, Myrtaceae. Gene Ontology annotation, molecular function: hydrolase activity, acting on ester bonds. The record is from RefSeq and is a predicted model, not a curated record. The transcript has 5 exons.
GGGGGUGUGUGUUCAACUGGAACUCAUUUAAAAGUGCAAUUAAAAACUAUUAUCUGGUUUAAGUUCCGAGCCAAAUCUCCAAAAUGUCAAUUAUUGAUACCUAAACAGCAGUAACUAUGCUAAAAAAAUAUAUAAUUAAAAAAUACAUAUCCACCUGAAACACGUUUUGAAAUCCGUCCAUAAACAAGUAAACAAAUAAAAAUAAAAAAGAAUUGAAACUCUUCUAAAAAAUUGUUGUCAGCGAAUGUUAUGUGAGCAAUUUUGAAACAUACUUCAUAAUGAAUAUUCAAAAUUUGAGUCAUGGAUUAUCCAUAACACUAAAGAAGGAAAAUUGAAAAACAUUUCUAUGGAUCGCUUAACAAAUAAUGGUAUCUCGUGGAGAAAGGGAGAAAACAGUGACAAAAAUUGUAAUGCUGAUAACCACGAUGAUGAUGGCAAUAACCAUUGUGUUUUUAGAAUUGGCUAUAGAAUAAGUGAUUUUUUCACGUAAAGCAUCAGUUCCCUGGGACAUUGUAGUAUCUCUCUAUCCAUGGGAACAUUCUUCCAUAGUUCCAUAAUUUAAAAGAUCGUUGGUUUAGACUUCGGAUUGCAUUAAGGAUCCACAUGUUGCUGGUCGAGCCUAAAUGGAUGAAUGAAAAAGUUCAAGAGCUCUUGCUCUGCCAUUCCUCCUGAGGAUGAGAGUUAUGAUGAUUUCAAGAGGAGAUUUAAGUGAACGGAAUCUUCAUUUCCAAUGUCAAUGACUGUGUUAGAUCUGCAAGUCAUGCAUGAAGCUAUAACACAUUGGGACUGAAUCCUGACUUUUGAAUGUGAUGUCUGAGAAACUGAGUGGGUGAAGAACUUUAUAAUCACAAUGCAAUCUGUAGAUGGAAGCUCGGAGUUGGAAAAGCUUAAAGAAUAUCUUCUCUUUAAUUGGGGAAUUUCUGAGCUUUGGGUAGACAUAGUGAAAUUGAUGCUUGUUGAUCAUGGUGCAUGUUUGAACAUGUCUUUGAGUUUCCUUUCCUUUGAAGCUUUUCUGUGACAGCUCAAAUUCCGUUUUAACUGACUGCCGGUGAAUGUGUUCCUAACAAACUAUAUUACAAGGGGCUUGAAAUUGAAUAUUCUUCUUGGAUGACAUUUUUGGAGACAUUCAGCUGAAUGUCUUUCAAUCUUAGUGCUUCAAUGUAUUUUAUGAAUAAUGACGCUUUAUUGGGCUCAAGAGAUGAUCCCAACAUGCUAGAUGGGCAAAACAAGCAUCCAUCUGCGAUGACAUCAUAUUCAGAUUGGAAAAAGAGGGGUCGCAAGGCUACUGGCAAUGCCACAGAUGAAGCCACGUUGGAAAUAGCUGCUGCCUCGAGAAUGAGGGCGAAUGCAGGGGGUUGACCAACUAUAGCAUUUUCAUGCUUUGGACCUAUUCGAGAAUAUAAUUGCCAGAGAACCUUUCAUGUUUCUAAAGAGCGAGAGACAGUUGCCCUUGUUGCAGAGGAAGUAUAGUUCUUCUCAAUGAUUGGGCCAAAGAUCUUUGGCUUUUGUUCAGCUAACAGGAGUUGGGUAGAGAUACAAGGGAAAUUUGGCUUUGUGACCAUGACAGCUUCAUGGGCGACAUUUUCUAGAUUGAUCCCAAUGAUGUAAAGGAUAGGUAGUGAUCAUCAACGUCCAUUUUGAGGAAGGUCCUUUAUUGUGAUCAAAUGCUAUUGGGGAAAGUCUGCAGCUUGUUUUAUCCAGCGGUUAUAUUGUUUGCGCUAGAUGUUCUGUACUUCUUCUCGUUGAGGUCACGUUAAGCAGCCAACCAUGCUUAUUCUGCGGGCAUCAUGUACAUCCCAUCGCUGAGAUGACAUAGUGCACCAUGCCCUUUCAAGUGUUGCCUAUGUUCGUGGUGGAGCUGCUUUGCGUGGCCCAGAUAAGUGCUCGACAGUACAUUUUCCGUGCUGCCUUACGGGCAUAGACUCAAUUUAACGUGAGUAUACUGCCAAUCCACGACUAGAGAUCAUGAAGAUGUAACUGACCCAAAAACAAGGAGGACCUGGGGAGGGUUAAAGCAAGAAAACAUGGAUCGUUGCUCUUUCAAGAACUACCGUCUCUGACUUGUCACAAGGGCUGCAUUUAUAUAACAAUAAAAAAAAUUGGCUUUCACUACUUGCAUUGGAAGUGACUCUGUAAUAUUGAGAGAUGGCAAAGCCCUUCUCAAUGUUUCCAAGGCUUCUGCUGAUGGGUGCUUCUGCGGCGGUUGUUUUCUCAAUUGGUGCUUGUGGGUUUCCACAAGUUCCAGCCUUCUUUGUGUUUGGAGACUCUUUAAUCGAUGAUGGAAACAAUAACUACUUGAACUCAUACGCUAAAGCAAACUUCUUGCCCUAUGGUGUCGAUUUCGAUGGAGGUCCCUCGGGAAGAUUCUGCAAUGGGAAAACAAUCAUCGACUUCCUUGGGGAGCUACUGGAUCUUCCGUAUAUACCGGCAUAUGUGAACACGCUUGAAGAUGCCCAAAGCAUUCUAAGAGGGGUAAACUAUGCUUCUGCUGCUGCCGGCAUUCUAGAUGAGUCGGGAAGAGAGCUCGGAGAUCGAUUCUCGCUGCGCCAACAAGUGGAGAAUUUCCGGAGCACAUUGAGCCAGCUCAAGAACCAGAUGGGAGAGGAGGAGUUGAGGCGGUACUUGGCCAAAUCGCUAGUAAUGAUGAACCUUGGCAGCAACGACUACCUCAACAAUUACCUCAUGCCUUCCCUCUAUGUCACCAGCUCCCUCUUCAACCCAAAUGACUAUGCUCAGCUUCUCAUCACCAACUACACUACAUACAUCGAGGCGUUGCACGAUCUGGGGCUGAGGAAAUUCUUGAUUACUGGGAUUGGGCCACUGGGCUGCAUGCCUAACCAACUGGCCACCGGUGCUGAUGCAUCCGGGAAAUGCAUAUCGUCGGUCAACAACAUGGUCGGGCUGUUCAAUGUGCGGCUUAGGUCUCUUGUGGACCAACUCAACGCCAAUGCUCACGGUGAAGGCGCCAUUUUUGUGUAUGGCAAUACUUUCGACGUCUUUUCCGACAUCUUGUCCAACGCCAAUGCUUACGGAUUCAAGGUGGUGGACAGGGGGUGUUGCGGGUUAGGAAGGAAUCAAGGCGAGGUAUCAUGUCUGCCAUUGCAAGUGCCAUGCAUGAACAGAGACGAGUACGUGUUUUGGGACGCGUUCCAUCCAACGCAGGCCAUGAACAAGAUCAUUGCCGAGAGAGCAUACGCCGGCCCUCCUUCCGUCUGCUACCCAAUCAAUGUCAAGCAGAUGGCUUAUCAUGCCUAAACAUCGGUCAUGACUGUUGCCAAUGGCCAAUGUUUGCAUGUGAUUAUGGAUGAUCUUUUGCUUUUUCUUAUGGAUGUGCGAUCCAUGUCGCUCGAGGAGCGAAAUCCCUUGAUAUGGAAUAAAUAAAGAAGCAUUAGGGAA